GCGGCUUAGGGUUUCAGUUGACUUCGAACUACCGAACGGAACGGUUCGCUUUUGGGCCGGAAAGAAAAGCUUGCCUCUGAGCCUUUGCAGUGAUCCUGAAUUACGUUUUACUUUGACCAUAUUGUAUUUUUUUGUCUUGUGUCGCGCAAAAGGUGUUUAGAAGAAAAAAAAACAAGCUACAAUGAGCUGUCCAAUGAGAAGUGGUUUUGUGGACUCGGUGCAGGGAGGACAUCAUCUAGGGUCGGAGGCUGGAAUGCUUUAUGGAGAGUACCUGAUGCUGGAUAAGGUACUGAGCGCCCAGCGCAUGCUGUCCGUCGAGGGCAAGAAGCCGGUGCACGACGAGCAUCUGUUUAUCGUGACGCAUCAAGCGUACGAGCUGUGGUUUAAGCAGAUCAUCUUUGAGCUCGAUUCGAUUCGCGAUCUGUUCAGCACGGAGCACAUCGAGGAGUCGCGCACGCUCGAGAUCCUGAAGCGUCUGAAUCGGAUCGUCAUGAUACUGAAGCUGCUCGUCGAUCAAGUGCCGAUCCUGGAAACGAUGACACCGCUCGACUUUAUGGACUUUCGCGACUACCUUUCGCCGGCCUCUGGAUUCCAGAGUCUCCAGUUCCGGCUGCUCGAGAACAAACUCGGCGUAAAGUCGGAACAUCGGGUCAAGUACAACCAGAAGUACACGGAGGUGUUUGCCAGCGAUCCGUGUGCGGUGGAGCGAAUUGUCACGACGGAAACGGAACCCUCGUUGGCUGAUUUGGUGCAGAAGUGGCUCGAGCGUACGCCGGGGCUCGAGGAGGAUGGGUUCAACUUCUGGGGCAAGUUUCAGGAGAGUGUCGAACAGUUGCUCAGCGAGCAGGAAGCAAGUGCUAUGACGGAAGAGUUCGAGCAUGUGCGUGAGUACCGAUUGAUGGACAUUGGCAAGCGUCGGGAGGUGUACAAGUCGAUCUUUGACGCGCAGGUGCACGACGCGUUGGUGGCCCGCGGAGAGCGUCGCUUUACCCAUAAAGCACUGCAGGGUGCCAUCAUGAUCACGUUCUACCGUGAUGAGCCACGGUUCAGCCAGCCGCAUCAGCUGCUCAUGCUGCUGAUGGACAUCGAUUCACUGAUCACCAAGUGGCGAUAUAACCAUGUGAUUAUGGUGCAACGUAUGAUUGGCUCGCAACAACUCGGAACUGGUGGUUCCUCCGGAUAUCAGUAUCUACGCUCGACCUUGAGUGAUCGAUACAAGGUGUUCCUCGAUCUGUUCAACCUAUCCACGUUCCUGAUACCUCGUCAAUCGAUACCACCACUAACGAACGAAAUGCAGAAGGCUCUCAAUAUGGCCUGGGGCUCUCCAGCACACGUUUUGGCCCGCAACGGUUCGCUGCACUAAUCAUCGCCGCCGUUUGGACAAGAAUCAAGAUAAUGCGCGACGCUUUAGGCAAACGGGUGCAGUCACAGCAAUAAAACAAACCGCUCUCCAUCCCACACCGGCAUCCCCCAUCUUCAGUCUCCGUGGGGCAAUCUCGUUACGAUGGGUGGGUAAAUUGCACCUGAAGUUUAUAUUUUGUUGGAAAUCCUACUAAUUUAGUGAGCUAAUCGGGUGGUGGAUGAGAGGAUGUUUUCCUCCCCCCUCCCGUUUUCGCACAGAUAAGAUAAUAUCAAGGGCAAAGAGAUGUCAGCAGCAGCAUAUGAGAUUUGCAUUAUGAAACUCAAAUAUACACUUCACUUUCCCUACCGUACCCCGUUCAAGCUCGAGGCAUUUUGUUGGUCCAGAACCAAUUAUAGCUAAUAAAAGUAAUGAUAAGCACAACCAAAAUAUUGUUGAAGGGGGUGAGGGUUUAAUCCGAACAAAAUAGCUGAGCAAGUAACCCUGCCCGAAGAGAAUGGAUCACAGCAACCACAGACACUAACACGAGUACAGCGCUUGUACUGAACUGUCAAAGAAAGAAUUUAAAGCGCAAAAAGUGUAUCAAUAAAGCCUGGAAUAGUAUAGUAA
Anopheles stephensi (Asian malaria mosquito) is the source of this 1969-nucleotide messenger RNA. It is a transcript of the gene vermilion, whose product is annotated as tryptophan 2,3-dioxygenase. The record is from RefSeq and is a predicted model, not a curated record. Gene Ontology annotation, molecular function: heme binding; metal ion binding; L-tryptophan 2,3-dioxygenase activity. Lineage: Eukaryota; Metazoa; Arthropoda; Insecta; Diptera; Culicidae.